AUGGCGCCUCAUCCCUUCAAGAUCCUCAGCAUUGGGGAGACUCGCCUCGCCCGCGAUGUCAUCCUCUCCCUCCACCCCGAUGUCGUUGUGGACUUCCGAGAGAUCUUCCUCCAGGAGCCCAACAAGGAGCUCAUGAAACAGUAUCUUGAGGCCGAACACGCCGCGCAACCCGGACAUUCAGCACACUCAAAGCGGCCGCCACGAUUGGCGAAGUGCAUGUACGAUGUCAUUGGCUCUGACAAGGUCCCGGAGUACCACGAGUCACUUGUCGACGUUGAGACGAAGAAGAGGGUUAAGCAUGAGGUCAUUGGGAAGGAGCACCAAGCUUCUCUGACGUUGUGGGAGUUUGAGCAUCUUGUGCAGGCUUGCAAAGAGAGCGACGAAUUCCAAGCAGCGAUUAAGGAAUUCCACCUACCGGAGGGCUUCGAGCUUGUCGUUGAGCCUUGGCCGUAUGGUGGACUUGAUGCUACCUCCGAGAACAAAAGGUACUUCCAAGGAUUGUGCUUCGGGCAGGACACUAGGAACGGCAACCCGGAUUCAAAUUUCUACGCCUAUCCUCUACCGAUCAUUCCCGUCAUGGACGCACAUACUCGCAAGAUAUGCCGUAUUGAUCGACUGGCUACUGGUGGAAAGGGAGACAGCUUGACGGGCAAGACUCACUCCCCCCGCAUCCUCGAUCAUUGCCAAUCCGCUGAGUACGUUCCGGAGCUAGUAGAAGGAGGCACACGAAAGGACAUGAAGCCUAUCAACAUUACUCAGCCGGAUGGCACUUCGUUCAAGGUCUCAGAUGAGUCUUUCGUCGAAUGGCAGAAGUGGAGCUUCCGCCUAUCAUUCAACCCUCGCGAAGGAGCUGUUCUCCACGACGUGCGAUACGAAGGCCGAAGCAUCAUUUACCGUCUCAGCAUUAGCGAGAUGAGCGUUCCCUAUGCUGAUGCACGAGCGCCCUUCCACCGCAAGCAAGCGUUCGAUUUUGGCGAUGGUGGUGCAGGAAACUGCGCGAACAACCUCUCUUUGGGCUGCGACUGUCUUGGUGUGAUUAAGUACUUCGACGCUGUCAUUGUUGGCUCAGAUGGUGAGCCAAAGGAGCAUCCCAACGUCAUCUGCCUGCACGAGCAGGACAACGGCAUCGGCUGGAAGCACACCAAUUGGAGGACGGGCCGAGCAGUUGUCACAAGGCUGCGCGAGCUAGUCGUUCAAUUCAUCAUUACCCUCGCGAACUACGAGUACGUUUUCGCAUACAAGUUGGAUACUGCGGGUGGGAUCACGCUAGAAGUGCGGGCUACAGGUAUCGUCUCUACCGUCAAUAUCGAUCCCGGAAAGACAUCAGAGUAUGGCAACGUUGUUUCGGGUGGGGUGCUCGCGCAGAACCACCAGCACAUCUUUGCGGCUCGCCUUGACCCUGCCAUCGAUGGCCACAACAACACGCUUCUCUACGAAGAAUCUCACACUGCCCCAUGGGAUAAGGAGACAAACCCCAACGGAAACUUUUACGAAAUCCGCAAGACGAUCGUGAACCGCUCACAAGGUCUUGACGCCGCGCCCGAACACAAUCGUACAUUCAAAAUCAUCAACCCGAACAAAAAGAAUAAGCUCAGUGGCAACCCAGUCGGUUACAAGUUCCAGCCACCGGCAACACAGAAGCUACUAGCAGCCACUGGCAGUCUGCAAUACCAGCGAGCUCUCUUCACACAACAUCACGUCUGGGCGACAAAGUACCAAGAUGACGAGCUAUACGCUGCAGGGCGGUAUACGCUGCAGAGUCAGGUGGAGGUUGGCGGCGUACAUGACAUGGUCAAGCGGAAAGAUGAUAUCACGAACGAGGAUCUCGUCCUCUGGAGUGUGUUUGGAUUGACGCACAACCCCCGCGUGGAAGACUGGCCGGUCAUGCCUUCGGAAAUUUUCCAGGUGCAUUUCAAGCCUUCGGACUUCUUCGAGAGGAAUCCGGCCAUUGAUGUGCCGUCGUCGAAGAAUCAAGCUAGUGUGCUGGCGAAGGACUGCUGCUCUGCCGGUCAGAAGCUAUAG
This is a messenger RNA of Didymosphaeria variabile, 2022 nucleotides long. RefSeq lists its product as uncharacterized. The coding region runs from base 1 to 2022 and encodes 673 amino acids. The transcript has 2 exons. Lineage: Eukaryota; Fungi; Ascomycota; Dothideomycetes; Pleosporales; Didymosphaeriaceae. The record is from RefSeq and is a predicted model, not a curated record. Gene Ontology annotation, biological process: amine metabolic process. Gene Ontology annotation, molecular function: primary methylamine oxidase activity; copper ion binding; quinone binding.